This is a messenger RNA of Camelina sativa (false flax), 957 nucleotides long. Lineage: Eukaryota; Viridiplantae; Streptophyta; Magnoliopsida; Brassicales; Brassicaceae. The record is from RefSeq and is a predicted model, not a curated record.
AUGUCUUCUUCUUCUUAUUUUCGAUCUUGGAUGGACGGACCGAUGCUCGAUCCAGAAUCAAAUUUAUUGAAUGAUGAGUAUGCUCGUGGUGUAGGCGAGUUUAUGGAGUUGGCAUGUCAACAACCGAUCGUUCUUCAAACCCGUAAGUUGAAAUGUCCAUGUUCGAUUUGCCGGAAUUCUCACAAUAUUAGGAUUGAUUUAGUAUGGGGUCAUCUUUAUUCGAAUGGUUUUAUGCCGGGUUACAAAAUUUGGUUUCUCCAUGGUGAAAGACCAGAGUAUAUUAGUUCUAGCGAACCAUAUAUUGUUGAUAGCGUAGAGGAACCUAGAACAGAAGUAGAUUAUGGUGUGGGUACUGUUGAGAUGGUGAAUGAUGCAUAUAGGGAAAAUAUGCAAUCGAUGGGUCAAAAUGUUGAUAGGUUAGAGGAACCUAAUGCAGAGGCAUGCAAGUUUUUUUCUAUGUUGGACGCAGCUAAGCAGCCGUUAUAUGAAGGUUGUAGGGAAGGUCAUUCGGCUUUAUCAUCUGCAAGCAGAUUGAUGACCAUAAAGACGGACUACAAUUUGGCUGAGGAAUGUGUGGAUGCGAUAACAGAUUUUGUGAAAGACAUUUUGCCUGAAGAUAAUCAUUUUCCAGGUACAUAUUACGAGAUUCAGAAAUUGGUCGCCGGUCUUGGUUUGUCGUAUCAAAUGAUAGAUGUAUGCGAAGAUAAUUGCAUGAUCUAUUGGAGAGAAGACGAAGAUAGGACAAGGUGUCGAUUUUGUCAAAAACCAAGAUAUCAGGAAACAAGCGGUAGGGUUCCAGUUCCAUAUAAGCGGAUGUGGUAUUUACCGAUCACAGAAAGGCUGAAGCGAUUAUAUCAAUCUGAGCGUACGGCUGGUCCAAUAAGAUGGCACACAGAACAUAGAUCAAACGGAGAGAUUACGCAUCCUUCAGAUGCAAAAGCAUGGAGGCAUUUCUAA